UGCAUGCAGUUCCUGUCUAUAAGCUAAAAAACUACUAACUUAACGGUGAAGUGACAAUAAAGAUGAUCUAGAACAUGUGAUUAAGGGACUUGUGGGAUGUUAGCGGCUUAUAUUAAUUAAGAUUUUAACUGUCUUGAGUACGGUUGAUACUGAUAGACAAAUAGUAAUAUAUAUAGUAUUUUUUACAACUUACAGUUUGUUAAAAUAUCGGACGUUGGUAGAUUAGGUUUUCGUCAAAUUCAUCAACCUGUAAGUUGUAACUUUAUAUUAGUUACAUAACUCGGUUAUUAACUGGUUCAGUGGCUGUUGACAACAAUCUUAAUUCUACGAUUUAAAACAGUAUUUGUAAUUGUAAGAUAAUCAUUAUGGGAGACACACUUCUUUUUGUUGGAGCUCUCUUUGACUCUGCAGCACUUUUGUUCUUAACCGUUUACGUCGUUGUAACUUUGUCAGAUUUGGAAUGUGACUAUUUGAAUGCACAACAGUGUUGCACGAAGCUCAACAUGUGGGUUAUUCCAGAAUUGGUUGGGAAUGGUGUUCUAACCUUCCUCCUUCUAGUAACAUUUCAUUGGUUUCUCUUCCUACUAAAUGUACCAAUGACCUUUUGGCAAGGCUACAAGGUUGUCCAGGUACCAUCUGGUAACUUUGGGAUUUAUGAUCCAACAGAAAUACACAAUCGUGGAAACCUAAAGAAGCAUACAAGAGAUUCACUGAUCCGCCUUGCUUUCUAUUAUUUUUUUUUCAUAUAUUUGUAUUGCAUGAUAAUAUCUCUUCUAACUAAACCUCUUCCAUCAUCUGGAGCAGCUGAAGAUUUUUGAGAAUUUUGGAGUGAACUCAGAUAUUUUGUGGGAAACAACUGAAGGACAGUUUAAAUUUGUGUGAAAAAAUAAAAAUGUAUCGAAAAUCAUAUGAGCAAUUCUGACACCAUUUUCAUAAGCAUGUUGAAUCUUAAACUUCUUCCAAAAAAAUACUAAAAUUCAUUGCAUACAUGUUGAUUGAUAUAAUACAUUUACUCGUCAGAGUGCUGGGUUAUUCCUUACACAUUCAAAAGUAAUACAAAUUCAAACGUAAUUUCUUAAUUUAUUAUCAAUUUGAAAAUAUAAAUAAAAAUUUUUACACAAAACAACGUGAUAAUGUACACAAAUUAAUUACCUGUAAUGCACUAAGUGUUAAUUGAAAUUUUACCUAAACUUGUAUAUUUUGAUUUAGUAAUUUUUUUAAUGUGAAAUGUGUGUGUGUCUGUUUUUUGUUUAAAAUUUUGACCACUAAAUAAAAAAAAUAAAUUCUGUGUACUGUGAAAACCACAGUAGUUACAACUUGAGCUGGAAUAAAAGUCUAUUUUAAAAUAAAUCAACAAGAAUGUUUAUAGAUAGUGUUAAAAAUAUUUUUAAUAUCAUUAUAGUUUUAGAGUUCGAGAACAAAAGGAAACGCGAUUUCAUUUAUGGUUGUUGUUGUUUUUUUAGGAUUUCUUGAUUUAGUGUUAUGUGUAACAUUCUAAUUAUUAUAGUUUCAAGAACAAUUUAAAACUGCUUGUAUAAAAUAAAAUAAAAGAUUUUCCAGUCUAAAAUAUGCUAGCUUUCAUAUCAAUGAUUCAAGUUACAAAUUGUUUUCAAAUGAUUUCUAAAGAGUUCUGUUUUUAACUGCAAGUAUAUACAUUACUAUACAUAACCUCUUUUUUUUCAGCCUUCAUAAACUCAGAAAAUGAAUGUGUUGAAUCUGUUAUUAAAAUAGCAUCACAAGGAACAAACUGAUCACAGAUAUUUAUGGGUUAAAAUACAUUUUUUUAAAUUAAAAGUAAUGUAACAUGUUUUGUCACAAGAUUCACAAAUAUUUAUUGAAUGGGCCUUGAAACUUGUAAAAACAACUUUUUUUUUCAUGACAAAGUAAAAGAUUUAUUGAAGAAGAAUUUAUGCCUUCACAAUGCAAAAUAAAACAAAAUUUAAAAAAUGUGUAAUUUGCUUAAUUAAGAUCUAAUUCCAGGUUGCAUGUUAGGCCUAUGGUAGAUCUUUGGAAUUUUAAGCUGGCAAGCCAUUUCAAUUCUGUGCAGUUCUACAAAAUAUUCUCUGCACUUUAAGCUGCAUAUACAUUAUAAGAGUCACAGUUAAUCCCACAGCGUGAAUGGUGUUGCUGACUUUCCUCUGGUCAAUAGUACAAAAUUAUGGGUGGUGGCAAAUAGCCUUAGUAGCUUUGCCACAGAUACAAGAUACAUAAUUAUUCCUUAUAUCUUCUUUACUGACUGUUGAUUCUACAGUUACAGAAUACAUAAUAUUUCACUUGUGCUUUGUUUUGUUGCCUGUAAGAAUGGUGAAUAGUGAUUUUACUUUUUACUGUAGUGGCUUCUAGAAAUAUGUGCUGUUGUGGUAUUCUUGAAGACUAUGUCAUGCUAUGUAAAUAUCAAAAUACUAAUACUGUAUUGGCCAGAAAUCAUGAACAAAACCUUGCAAAAAAAAAAACUGUGGGCUUACUAUAUUUUUAUAAGUUUAUCAUCUGACAGUGAUAUGUUACUGUUUAUCAUUUAGCUUAGUAAACAACCAAUUGUGAUUAAAGCAUGUAUUCACUAGGUACAGCCUCAUGAAGAAAUAAAAUUCCAGUAUUCUGUUUGUGAACUUCUGAAACAAUGCUUAUGUCUUGUUUGUGAUGUGAUUGAAAAUAUCUUAGUUUUAUUCAUUUCACUUAACAGUUUUUGGAGGGAAUGUUUGACCUCUGUGAAUACCAUAACAUACCCUUCAGAUGUAACAAUAAUUGUGAUGAUCUGUAUUAAUAAUUUCUGUAAUUAUACUUUAAUAUACACUACUUUGAAAACUACUUACCUGUUUUAUAUUUACAUGUUAAGUAAUAUAUAUUUAAAUGUUUCUAAAUUGGUCAGAAGUACAUUUCACAUGUUGUAACAGCUGUUUCAUUAUUAAAACUUAACAAAUAUAUUUCAGUAUAGUUACACUUGACUUGAUGAAGGGGUAAAAUUGAGUACUGGGACCAAUAACAACUAACAAAGAGUCCUGUUUAAAGUUUUAAAACUGUUUUCCUAUGUUCAGUAUUUCUUGUAACAGUUUGGAAUAAUAAAUUAGGCUAUUCAAAGAGUGUUUGAAGAAUUGUCAAUAAAACAAGUUACAAAAUAGA
Messenger RNA from Limulus polyphemus (Atlantic horseshoe crab), 3117 nucleotides. It is a transcript of the gene cnir, whose product is annotated as protein cornichon homolog 4-like. Gene Ontology annotation, cellular component: endoplasmic reticulum membrane; COPII-coated ER to Golgi transport vesicle. The record is from RefSeq and is a predicted model, not a curated record. Gene Ontology annotation, biological process: endoplasmic reticulum to Golgi vesicle-mediated transport. Lineage: Eukaryota; Metazoa; Arthropoda; Merostomata; Xiphosura; Limulidae.